This is a messenger RNA of Spea bombifrons (plains spadefoot toad), 9087 nucleotides long. It is a transcript of the gene ITPR1, whose product is annotated as inositol 1,4,5-trisphosphate receptor type 1. Gene Ontology annotation, cellular component: membrane; endoplasmic reticulum. NCBI's taxonomy places the organism in Eukaryota, Metazoa, Chordata, Amphibia, Anura, Pelobatidae. Gene Ontology annotation, biological process: calcium ion transmembrane transport. The coding region runs from base 229 to 8292 and encodes 2687 amino acids. The record is from RefSeq and is a predicted model, not a curated record. Gene Ontology annotation, molecular function: inositol 1,4,5 trisphosphate binding; inositol 1,4,5-trisphosphate-gated calcium channel activity. The transcript is spliced from 58 exons.
GAGUCUCGUUGAAAGUGGGUAGAGAGGGUUUUGUAGUACGAGCGGCCGUCUACAGGGACUAACUUCUCAGAGCAUGGAUUUAUCGGCAGCCGGGGCACUCGGGGGCCACAAUGUGGUAAAAUACUGACCGUAAAGCAGGUACUGAGCAUCCAUAUGUGUCCCAUAGCAACACAGCUGUUUUUGCAGGGAGUUUUCCGAGUUUAACACAAAAAGCAAAGAUCUACAAAGAUGUCUGAUAAGAUGUCAAGUUUUCUCCAUGUAGGGGACAUUGUAUCCCUGUACGCAGAGGGAUCGGUAAAUGGCUUCAUCAGCACACUGGGAUUGGUGGAUGACCGGUGUGUGGUGCAGCCCGAGGCAGGGGACCUUAAUAACCCACCCAAGAAGUUCAGAGACUGUCUGUUUAGACUUUGCCCCAUGAACAGAUAUUCUGCCCAAAAGCAGUUCUGGAAAGCGGCAAAGCCCGGGGCCAGCAACACGACAGAUACCGUUCUUCUCAACAAACUGCACCAUGCAGCGGAUCUAGAGAAAAAACAAAAUGAAACUGAAAAUCGCAAGCUCUUGGGGACCGUUAUUCAGUACGGGAAUGUUAUACAGAUGCUGCAUCUGAAAAGUAACAAGUACCUUACUGUGAACAAGCGACUCCCGGCCCUCCUGGAGAAAAAUGCGAUGCGCGUGACAUUGGAUGAAGCUGGAAAUGAAGGCUCCUGGUUUUAUAUCCAGCCUUUCUAUAAGCUGCGCUCCAUCGGUGACAGUGUUGUGAUUGGUGAUAAAGUUGUUCUUAACCCAGUAAAUGCUGGCCAGCCAUUACAUGCCAGCAGCCACCAACUGGCUGAUAACCCUGGAUGCAAUGAGGUGAACUCGGUCAAUUGUAACACCAGUUGGAAGAUCGUUCUGUUCAUGAAAUGGAGUGACAACAAGGAUGAUAUUCUGAAAGGAGGAGAUGUUGUGCGGCUCUUUCAUGCAGAGCAGGAAAAGUUCUUGACAUGUGACGAGCACCGGAAGAAGCAGUAUGUGUUCCUCCGGACCACCGGCCGCCAGUCUGCCACUUCUGCUACCAGUUCCAAGGCAUUAUGGGAAGUCGAGGUCGUGCAGCAUGACCCUUGUAGAGGGGGUGCCGGCUACUGGAACAGCCUUUUCCGAUUCAAGCAUUUGGCAACGGGGCACUACCUGGCAGCUGAGAUGGAUGCAGAGCAGGAUCCGGCUCGGGCACGCAUGCGUGUUGUGCCAGAGAAGAUGAUGUGCACUUUGGUAUCUGUCCCUGAAGGAAAUGAUAUUUCAUCUAUUUUUGAAUUGGACCCAACUACACUCCGUGGAGGAGACAGUCUUGUACCCAGAAACUCGUAUGUUCGGCUCCGGCAUCUCUGCACCAAUACCUGGGUCCACAGCACGAACAGCCCCAUAGAUAAAGAUGAAGAGAAACCGGUUAUGUUGAGGAUUGGCACAUCCCCUGUGAAGGAGGACAAGGAAGCAUUUGCCAUCGUCCCGGUGUCCCCAGCUGAAGUUCGUGAUCUGGAUUUUGCAAACGAUGCCAGUAAAGUCCUGUCUUCCAUUGCAGGCAAACUAGAAAAAGGCACAAUCACACAAAAUGAGAGGAGAGCUGUGACCAAACUUCUGGAGGAGUUGGUGUAUUUUGUGACUGCUGGGGUAAAUUCGGGGCAGGAUGUUCUAGAGGUGCUUGUGAACAAACCCAACAGGGAGCGUCAGAAACUGAUGCGGGAGCAGAACAUACUCAAACAGAUCUUCAAGCUGCUGCAAGCUCCAUUCACAGACUGCGGAGACGGUCCAAUGCUUAGACUAGAGGAACUUGGAGACCAGAGACAUGCGCCAUUCAGACAUAUAUGUAGACUGUGUUACCGUGUCCUAAGACAUUCCCAGCAAGACUAUCGCAAAAACCAGGAGUACAUCGCAAAGCAGUUUGGUUUCAUGCAGAAGCAGAUCGGUUAUGAUGUUUUGGCAGAAGACACUAUUACAGCUCUGUUGCACAAUAACCGAAAACUCCUAGAGAAACACAUCACGGCAGCAGAGAUAGACACCUUUGUGAGCUUGGUGAGGAAAAACAGGGAACCAAGGUUCCUGGAUUAUCUGUCUGACCUCUGUGUGUCAAUGAAUAAAUCCAUCCCAGUAACACAGGAGUUAAUCUGCAAAGCUGUGUUGUAUCCGGCUAACGCAGACAUCCUAAUUGAAACAAAGCUUGUCCUGUCCCGUUUCGAGUUUGAAGGCGUUACUAGCGGGGAGAGUCCCCUAGAAGCUGGAGAAGAUGAGGAAGAGGUAUGGCUCUUUUGGAGAGACAGCAAUAAAGAAACACGAAGUAAGAGCAUCAGGGAGCUGGCACAAGAUGCUAAAGAAGGUCAGAAAGAAGACCAGGAUGUGCUGAGCUACUACAGGUAUCAGCUGAACCUUUUUGCGCGCAUGUGCCUGGACCGACAGUAUCUGGCCAUUAAUGAAGUCUCUGGCCAGUUGGAUGUAGACCUCAUCCUGCGUUGUAUGUCUGAUGAGAACCUGCCUUUUGACUUGCGUGCCUCCUUCUGUCGCCUAAUGCUUCAUAUGCAUGUGGAUCGUGACCCUCAGGAGCAAGUAACACCGGUGAAAUAUGCCAGGUUGUGGUCAGAAAUACCAUCAGAGAUUGCUAUUGAGGACUAUGACAGCAGUGGGACAUCAAGAGAGGAUAUUAAAGAACGGUUUGCUCAGACGAUGGAGUUUGUGGAGGAAUAUUUGCGAGACGUUGUGGGUCAGAGGUUCCCGUUUUCAGACAAGGAGAAGAACAAGUUGACAUUUGAGGUGGUGAACCUGGCUAGAAAUCUCAUUUACUUUGGUUUCUACAACUUCAGUGACCUCUUGCGUUUAACAAAGAUCUUGCUGGCUAUUCUGGAUUGCGUACAUCUGACUACCAGUUUCCCAACCGGCAAGAUGGGCAAAGGAGACGAGAAGGGAGGCAGUAAUGUGAUGCGAUCAAUACAUGGUGUAGGGGAGCUUAUGACUCAAGUGGUGUUGCGCGGAGGGGGAUUUCUUCCACUGACCCCUCUUGCAGCUCCUGAAGGAGUCAUCAAGCCCCACAGAGAGCCCGAGAAGGAGGAUGUGCUUGUGAUGGACACCAAGCUGAAGAUCAUAGAGAUUCUGCAGUUCAUUUUGAAUGUGCGUUUGGAUUACCGGAUCUCCUGCCUCCUUUGUAUCUUCAAGAAUGAAUUUGAUGAGAGCAAUACACAAACCGGAGAUGGAAUCGGCUUGGAUUCUGCCACUGUGGUACCUGGGACUUUGGAUUUUGAGCACAUUGAGGAACAAGCAGAAGGAAUCUUCGGUGGAAGGAAAGAGAACACGCCACUGGAUCUCGAUGAUGAUGGCGGACGCACCUUUCUCCGUGUCCUCCUCCAUCUCACCAUGCACGAUUACCCUCCUCUGGUUUCUGGGGCUUUGCAAUUGCUCUUCCGACACUUCAGCCAAAGGCAGGAAGUAUUGCAAGCCUUCAAACAGGUUCAGCUUCUGGUCACCAGCCAGGACGUAGAGAGCUACAAACAAAUAAAGCAAGAUCUGGACCAGUUAAGAUCUAUUGUGGAGAAGUCCGAGCUCUGGGUCUACAAGGGAUCUGGACCAGAGGAUGCCCCAGAGGUGCAAGCAGGCGCUGCCGGUCACAAGGAGGAAGGAUCUGGGAAGCCAACGAAGCCAGAGAGCACAAGCAGCUAUAACUACCGAGUAGUAAAAGAGAUACUCCUGCGACUUAGCAAACUGUGUGUGCAGGAGAACACGUCCGGGCGGCGGAACCGUAAGCAACAGCAAAGACUACUUCGGAACAUGAGUGCCCACAGUGUGGUGCUGGAGUUGUUGCAAAUUCCAUAUGAGAAGAUGGAGGACACACGAAUGCAGGAGAUAAUGAGGAUCGCGCAUGAAUUCCUGCAGAACUUUUGUGCAGGAAACCAGCCAAACCAAGCAUUGCUUCAUAAGCACAUCAACCUGUUCCUGACUCCUGGGAUCCUGGAGGCUGUCACGAUGCAACAUAUCUUCAUGGACAACUUCCAGCUGUGCAGCGAGAUUAAUGAGAGAGUGGUCCAACACUUUGCCCACUGCAUUGAGACCCACGGUCGUAGCGUGCAGUAUAUAAAGUUUCUGCAAACCAUUGUGAAGGCAGAAGCACGCUUCAUCAAAAAGUGCCAGGACAUAGUGAUGGCAGAGCUGGUGAACUCUGGCGAGGACGUUCUGGUUUUCUACAAUGACCGCGCGUCGUUCCAGACUCUGGUACAGAUGAUGCGCUCGGAGAGGGAGCGGAUGGAUGAGAACAGCCCGCUGAUGUAUCACAUUCACCUGGUGGAGCUCCUGGCUGUCUGCACGGAAGGAAAGAAUGUUUACACGGAGAUAAAGUGCAACUCUCUGCUCCCGCUGGAUGACAUUGUCCGUGUUGUUACACACGAGGACUGCAUCCCCGAGGUGAAGAUUGCCUAUAUUAACUUCCUUAACCACUGCUACGUGGACACCGAGGUGGAGAUGAAGGAGAUUUACACCAGUAACCACAUGUGGAAAUUAUUUGAGAACUUUCUUGUGGAUAUCUGCAGGGUAUGUAACAGUACGAGUGAUCGAAAACAUGCAGAUCUGGUACUGGAACGUUACGUUACAGAGACUGUGAUGAGCAUCGUCAACACGUUCUUUAGUUCUCCAUUCUCUGACCAGAGCACGACGCUGCAGACUCGGCAGCCGGUGUUUGUGCAGCUCUUACAAGCAGUGUUCAGGGUCUAUCACUGCAGCUGGCUCCUGCCUGUCCAGAAGGCAUCAGUUGAGAGCUGUAUCCGGGUGCUGUCAGAUGUUGCAAAGAGCCGUGCUAUCGCCAUCCCAGUGGAUCUGGACAGUCAGGUGAACAACUUAUUCCUGAAAAGCCACAAUAUUGUACAGAAAACUGCGAUGAGCUGGCGCAUGUCUGCCCGUAACGCGGCUCGACGUGACUCAAGUGUGUUAACAGCAUCUCGAGACUAUCGCAAUAUCAUCGAGAGGCUGCAGGACAUAGUGUCAUCUCUGGAAGAUCGUCUGCGUCCUCUGGUUCAGGCAGAGCUCUCUGUACUGGUUGAUGUCUUGCACCGUCCAGAACUUCUGUUUCCAGAGAACACUGAUGCGCGUCGGAAGUGUGAAAGCGGCCAGUUCAUUUGCAAGCUUAUACGACACACUAAGCAACUUCUGGAGGAGAAUGAAGAAAAGCUUUGCAUUAAGGUUUUGCAGACUCUGAGAGAGAUGAUGGCAAAGGACAGAGGUUUUGGAGAGAAGGGGGAAGCAUUAAGGAUCAUUUUGGUAAAUCGUUACUAUGGGAACAUCCGUUCGCCGACGAGGCGAGAGAGUUUGACCAGCUUUGGGAAUGGUCCUGUGUCUGUAGGUUCUGGGAAGUCUGGAGGUGGCACCAGUUCAGCGAUCCUCAGUCGAGGGGAGAUGAGUUUGUCUGAUGUUCAAUGCCACCUUGAUAAAGAGGGGGCAUCCGAUUUAGUAAUAGAUUUGAUUAUGAAUGCCACAAGCGACCGUGUGUUUCAUGAGAGCAUCCUACUGGCCAUUGCGCUGCUGGAAGGGGGCAACACUACUAUUCAGCAUUCCUUCUUCUGCCGGCUAACAGAGGACAAGAAAUCUGAGAAAUUCUUCAAGGUCUUCUUCGACCGGAUAAAAGUGGCCCAACAGGAGAUUAAAGCCACAGUGACUGUAAACACAAGCGACCUCGGGAGCAAGAAACGUGACGAGGAGCAAUCUGAGAGGGAGACUCCGCACCGCAAGAGAGGCCGUGAGCCCAGUACCCAGAUUACAGAAGAAGCCAAAGAGCAGCUCUUGGAGGCAUCUGUUGCCACGAAAAAGGCCUUUAAUUCUUUCCGCCGGGAAGCUGACCCCGAUGACCACUUUGCGUCCGGUGAUGGAAGUCUUGGGAACUCUGAAAAGAGCCGAGAUGAGCUUGAAAUGAGUGCAGUGAUCACAAUCAUGCAGCCUAUACUGCGAUUUCUGCAGCUCCUGUGUGAAAACCACAACAGAGAUCUGCAGAAUUUCCUGCGGUGUCAAAACAAUAAAACAAAUUACAACCUGGUGUGUGAGACCCUGCAGUUUCUGGACUGCAUCUGCGGUAGCACCACCGGUGGCCUUGGCCUUCUGGGGCUCUACAUCAACGAAAAGAACGUGGCCCUCAUCAACCAAACUCUGGAGAGCUUGACUGAAUACUGCCAGGGGCCCUGCCAUGAAAACCAGAACUGCAUUGCUACCCAUGAGUCAAACGGCAUAGACAUAAUCACAGCCUUGAUUCUGAAUGACAUCAACCCCCUGGGACGGAAGAGAAUGGACUUAGUGCUAGAACUAAAGAACAAUGCCUCAAAGCUUCUCCUAGCCAUCAUGGAGUCUCGCCACGACAGCGAGAACGCGGAACGUAUUCUCUACAACAUGCGACCUAAGGAACUGGUGGAGGUGAUAAAAAAAGCUUAUUUACAAGGGGAGGUCGAGUUUGAGGAUGAGGAAGGCUCCGAGGAUCAUGCUGCAUCUCCUCGCAAUGUGGGACACAAUAUUUAUAUCUUGGCACAUCAGCUUGCGCGGCAUAACAAGGAGCUACAGCAUAUGUUAAAGCCAGGAGGACAAACCGGGGAGGGAGAUGAGGCACUGGAGUUCUAUGCCAAACAUACAGCUCAGAUAGAGAUUGUCCGUCUGGACCGCACCAUGGAGCAGAUAGUGUUUCCCGUUCCAAGUAUCUGCGAGUUCCUCACCAAAGAAUCAAAGCUACGCGUUUAUUACACGACAGAAAGAGAUGAACAGGGCAGCAAGAUUCACGACUUUUUCCAACGCUCAGAGGAUCUCUUCAAUGAAAUGAACUGGCAGAAGAAGCUGAGAGCGCAGCAUGUCCUGUACUGGUGCUCACGCAACAUGACCUUCUGGAGCAGCAUUUCCUUCAACCUGGCCGUGCUAAUGAACCUCCUCGUAGCAUUCUUCUACCCUUUCAUUGGUGUCAAAGGAGGGACCCUGGACUCCCGUCUCUCUGGCCUACUUUGGACAGCCAUGUUUGUGUCUUUAGCCAUAGUCAUUGUCUUACCUAAGCCACAUGGAAUUCGUGCAUUAAUAGCUUCCACCAUCCUACGUCUUAUCUUCUCAAUUGGCCUGCAGCCCACGCUUUUCCUGUUGGGAGCUUUCAAUGUCUGCAAUAAGAUAAUAUUCCUUACCAGCUUUGUGGGGAACAGAGGCACUUUUACACGGGGUUAUGGCGCAAUGAUCAUGGAUGUGGAGUUUCUGUAUCACCUGCUCUAUCUGCUGAUUUGUGCGAUGGGUGUCUUUGUACAUGAAUUCUUUUACAGCCUGUUGCUCUUUGAUCUUGUGUACCGAGAGGAGACGCUUCUCAAUGUGAUCAAGAGUGUGACCAGGAAUGGACGCUCGAUCAUCCUCACCGCCGUGUUGGCAUUGAUCCUGGUCUACCUCUUUUCAAUUGUUGGGUAUCUCUUCUUUAAGGAUGACUUUAUACUGGAAGUGGAUAGGCUGCCCAAUGAGACAAACUUUCCAGAAACUGGAGGCACCAUGACUGGAGAGUUAUUGUAUCCAGAAGUCUGCCGGCUGGAUUCGGGACGAAAUUGCACGCAGGAGGAGCUAUCCCAAAGUCUGGAGGAGGAGCAGGAGGAAGAAGAAGAAAAGGAGCACACCUGUGAGACCCUCCUAAUGUGCAUUGUGACCGUGCUGAGCCACGGAUUGCGGAGUGGUGGUGGUGUUGGCGAUGUUCUCCGGAAACCUUCCAAAGAGGAGCCUCUUUUUGCUGCUCGGGUGAUCUAUGAUCUGCUGUUCUUCUUCAUGGUGAUCAUUAUCGUUCUGAACUUGAUUUUUGGCGUGAUCAUUGACACGUUUGCCGACUUGAGAAGUGAAAAACAGAAGAAAGAGGAAGUUAUAAAGACGACUUGCUUUAUUUGUGGGCUGGAACGGGACAAGUUUGACAAUAAGACCGUGACAUUUGAAGAACAUAUUAAGGAGGAACACAACAUGUGGCAUUAUCUAUUCUUUAUAGUGCUAGUGAAGGUGAAAGAUUCCACAGAGUACACGGGACCAGAGAGUUACGUGGCGGAGAUGAUAAAGGACCGGAAUCUAGACUGGUUCCCGCGCAUGCGAGCCAUGUCCUUGGUAAGCAGCGACUCUGAGGGCGAGCAGAACGAACUUAGAAAUCUGCAAGAAAAGCUGGAGUCUACCAUGCGUCUCGUAACAAACCUGUCCAGCCAGCUGAGUGAGCUGAAAGAUCAGAUGACAGAACAGCGGAAACAGAAACAGAGGAUCGGUCUCUUGGGACAGCCCGCUCAUCUUAACAUCAAUCCCCAGCAGCCAGCGUAGAGUCUCGCCUUGCAUCGUGAUGGCUGUGUAUCUGACGGCAGCCUCUAACACCCCCCCCACCCCACACCCACUUUGUCCUGGACCCCCACACCUUGUCCCACCACUAUACUUCAUUCAAGGAUCUGAUGGCAACAAAAUGUGAAUCGUGUGCCAAAUGCCGUCAGAAUGCCAGAAGAAAUCAGACUUUGCACUCGAGGAUUAAAAAAAUAUAUAUAUUGAACUGAUAGAAGGCGUUUGUUUUAUAUAUUUCAAAUCUAAAGGAUUCUAUUUAUGAAACUUUUUUUGUAAAUCAUGACAUCUGAGUGUACGGAUCACUAUAUAAUUAUAUGGUACCCUGUGCAGAACAGCUUCCAACCUCGGCCCGUUUUCCUGAGACUUCUCCGUCCGCCCCCCAAGCAGGAUUACUGGAAGGCAUCCACCUCGAAGCAUGUAGAUUGUCCCCCCGAAAGUGGCUCCUUGCCCAGGAUGACCUCACCAGGCUCCGGCGGUGAUAACGUCUGUGCUUCCCACGCCGAUUUCCCAGAAAACUACUAUGUGAAAUGCUGUAUAUUUGGGUGGGUUUGAGGAGCAGUCAGACUCGGCGCGGGGUUUUGGACUCGAUAAUCCAGCAUUCCCUGCAGAUCCACAGCUGUGACGGAUUCCUGCUUCUUCAGAGGGGGGCAGCCACUAUUUAUAGCCAUUUCUCCCCAUCCCCGUGGCUCUUAUUUGUACACACUCUGUUUUCUGGUGCAGGGAUGGGUCUCCUUGAAUUUGUAAAUGUGCGAGUUUGAGGUUAAAAUAAAAAUGAAGCAGUCU